UCUACUAGCGAGCAGUGGUCUAUUUGUAUACCUUUAUUCUCAGCUCCAGCUAGUACAAAAGAAGUACACUAUUCGUCUUAAAGUGGUACAAAUAUAUACAACUGGCAUUUUUAAAAACUACAGUGCUCUUAGAGAGUUUUUUAGAGUUUUCGGCCUUUUUUUUUAAAUGUGGCAAGAGUUUUUUAGUGAAAAUUUUGAUAUAGAUGAUGGAUAAAAAAAAUAAAUUCAAUCUAGAAAAUCCCAAUGAUGUCGAGUAUCUUUUAUCGGUCAUAGAUGAUGACAUGGCCAUAAAUUCAGAAGCUGAAGGUGAUUCAGACGCUGAUCACGAAUUGCCUCUAUCUACAUUUGCGAAUACUUCUUCAACCCGAUUUUCAAGUCCAACUCUCUCUGAUCAAUCUUUUCUAAGUAAUUACGUAGAUGAAGGUGAGAUUAGAGAAGAAAGCGCGAACGAAGAAGAAGCAACCAAAUUUGCCGAAAAACCGGAAAAAGCUUCUCCUCGAAUUAUAAAUGAAGAGGAAAGGGAUGAAACAAGCUCAUCAGAUGUUUCGGAUGAAGAGGCGGGCCCAACCACAUGGGCGCGCCAAUCACAAACACCAAAGCAAUAUAAAGACCAUGGAGAAGAUUUCUCAUGCCUUUUUGGUGUUUCUAAAAAUAUAAAAAUUGAUAUAUUUCGGCCAUGUAAUAUAUUCUUAUCAGUACUUAGUAAUAUAUUUUUGCAAUACAUUGUCGAGCAAUCAAAUUUAUAUACGAUUCAGUGCAAUAAAGUAUUAGAUUUAACUUUGGACGAGCUAAAGGCGUACAUUGGUAUACUUGUAAUUAUGGGAUUUCAUUCUUUACGCAGUAUGAGGCUAUUUUGGAGCUGCGACCAGAAUUUUGAAGUGACGCGAAUAAAAAAUGUAUUGACUGUCAAAAGGUUUCUCAAAAUUACGCGCUUCUUGCACCUAAAUAAUAAAACUUGUAUGCCAAAAAAGAGAGAAGAAGAUCACGAUAAGCUCUAUAAAGUAAAGCCAUUUUUAGAGUACGUCACAAAACGUUUUAAGCUUAUUUUUUGUCCAUCAAGAUUCCUCUCCGUCGAUGAAUCAAUGAUAAAAUUUAAAGGACGAAGCAGUUUGAGGCAAUAUAUGCCAAUGAAGCCCAUAAAACGGGGAUUCAAAAUGUGGGUGAUAGCAUGUGGUGUUACAGGUUACUGUUUAGGGAUUUAUUUAUAUGAAGGAGCUGAAAAAGAAGGGAGCAUGGGAUAGCUAUGGGUUUACGAGAAAGAGUAGUAUUAAAAUUAUCACAGUUUUUUGAAGGGCUCGGAUAUUGUCUUUUCUUUGACAACUUUUUUUCAUCAAUAGCACUGGCAAGAAAGCUUUUGGAAAAAAAAUUCUUUUCAUGCUCCACCAUUCGACAAACUAGAAAACUGUUUCCAAAGACUAUGCUAAAAGAUGAUAAAAAUAUGAGUAUUGGAGAAAUAGAUGGGCUCCUAUAAGGGAAUUUGUGAAUAUCUAAGUGGAAUGACAGGGGUAAGAAGUCUGUUUGUAUUAUAAGUACUAUGCAUAAUCCCCUCAAAGAAACUGAGGUUCUGCGAACGCAAAAAACAGGAGAAAGAGCCAAUGUCAAAUGUCCUGAAAGAAUUGCUGACUAUAAUCUCUAUAUGGGUGGAGUUGAUCAUUUCGACCAACUGCUUUCAGCUUAUAGUAUUUCAUGGAAAAGUAGAAGAUAGUGGAUGAGAAUUUUCUAUUACCUUUUAGACUCAUGUAUUGUAAAAAGCUAUAUAAUCUAUCAAACAACUGUCAAGCAAUCGAACAGCAAGGAUAAGCCCAUGACUCAUUUGCAAUUCCGAUGAAAAUUAUCGACAGAGCUAAUAGGUUCAUUCUGUGGACGACUAAAGGCCGGGCCAAUUUCACAAUUUGGACGUGCAAGAAAAAGAAAUCAUUUGGAUGGUAGACCUAGUGUUUUUAAUGCUGUACGACUUAAUAAUGUUGGAACCCACUUACGCAUAAAAGGUACAAGACGCAGGUGUGCUCAUUGUAGCACAAAAAAAUUACAACAAAGAUCAAACAUUAUCUGCAAAAAAUGUGAAGUUCAUCAUAAAACAAUAAUAUUGUUUUAUGAUAACUACCUAAUGAUAAGGGUUUAUUUGUUAUAAUAUGGAUGGAGAUUGAUUUUAUGUAUUAUUAGAAUAUAACCUGAUAUGAAAAAAGU
Messenger RNA from Anthonomus grandis grandis, 2187 nucleotides. Its product is annotated as piggyBac transposable element-derived protein 4-like. The record is from RefSeq and is a predicted model, not a curated record. Bases 204 to 1241 code for a protein of 345 amino acids. Lineage: Eukaryota; Metazoa; Arthropoda; Insecta; Coleoptera; Curculionidae. The transcript has 3 exons.